UUUACAGAGAAAAGCUACUUUUUUUACAGUAUCAUCGAUUCAGCCUUGACAUCACCUCAUGUGUUAAUUCCUCCAUGAAAAGGUUUCAGCAAUGCAGAUUAAAAUUCGGAUCUAGGUUUCUUGGAAUCAGCCAGUAUUUAUUGGAGGCACAACAUAGUCAAGCUACAGAGAACAAUGUCUGAAGACAAGAUUCCGUUAGGGUCACUGUUCCACUUUACCGCCACAAGGGAGUGCAGCUCCAGUUUGCCUGUGACGCAGUGAGAGACCCACGGAUACACUGCCCUGCGUUCUACUUUUCAUGGAUGCCCAGGUGGCUCUGCUGCACUUAUGGACAGUCCUUGUCCUGACAUCAGAACUGAAUUGGAUUGAUACCGCAGAGGUCUACACCAAUGCUUGGGCCGUCCAGAUUAAUGGAGGCCCCAAGGAGGCUGACCGCAUCGCAAAGGAACACGGUUUCAUCAACCAUGGCAAUGUUUUUGGAGAUUAUUAUCACUUCAGACACCAGGCUGUGGAGAAGAGAGCUUUUUCUAGACACACAGGGCUGCACAUCAGACUGCAACGAGAUGCACAAGUUCUGUGGGCAGAGCAGCAAGUGGUGAAAAAGAGGAAGCGGAGGGAUGUCUUUGAGGCACCAACAGACCCCGAUUUCCCCAAGCAGUGGUACCUGUCCACUCUGACUCAUCAAGACUUAAAUACCAGAGUAGCUUGGGCUCAGGGCUACACUGGAAAAGGUAUUGUGGUGACUAUCCUGGAUGACGGCAUUGAAAAAGACCACCCGGAUCUUAUCAACAAUUAUGACCCCGAGGCCAGCUAUGAUGUCAAUGACGGAGACGCGGACCCCCAACCAAGAUACACUCAGCGUAAUGAAAACAGACAUGGAACUCGAUGCGCAGGAGAGGUUGCAGCUGCAGCUAACAAUGGUGUGUGCGGGGUUGGUGUGGCCUACAAUGCUAAAAUUGGAGGAGUUCGUAUGCUGGAUGGGGAGGUGACCGAUGUGGUGGAGGCCCACUCUCUUGGUCUCAAGCCCCAGUACAUUCACAUAUACAGUGCCAGCUGGGGUCCAGAAGAUGACGGCAAAUCGCUGGACGGCCCUGCUAAGCUGGCCAAGGAGGCUUUCCAACAGGGAAUCACCAAGGGACGCAGUGGACUGGGCUCCAUUUUUGUGUGGGCCUCGGGAAACGGCGGCAGAGAGAAGGACAACUGCAAUUGCGAUGGCUACACCAACAGCAUCUACACGUUGUCCAUCAGCAGCACCACACAAUCUGGAAAUGUGCCAUGGUACAGCGAGCCUUGCUCGUCCACCCUUGCGACCACCUUCAGCUCUGGAAACCCUGGGGAAAAACAGAUCGUGACAACAGACCUCAGGCAAAAGUGCACCGAUUCGCAUACAGGAACGUCGGCUUCAGCACCACUCGCUGCUGGGAUUAUUGCUCUGGCGCAGGAGGCCAAUACGAACCUGACCUGGAGGGACAUGCAACACCUGGUGGUGAGAACGGCCCGUCCCAAACAUCUCAGCGCAGGAGACUGGAAGACCAAUGGAGUUGGACGCCGAGUGAGUCACUCAUACGGAUAUGGGCUCCUGGAUGCUGGAGCAAUGGUGGCUUUAGCGCAAAACUGGACCAGAGUGGGGCCACAGCACCAGUGUGUUCACACAAUGCUCACAGAACCAAGAGACAUUGGGAGCAGGCUUAUGUUAAGAAAGAGCGUCGAUGCCUGCUGGGGACGGCCUGACUACGUCAGCUCUCUGGAGCACGUUCAGGCUCGUCUCACUCUCCUCCACAACCAGAGAGGCAAGCUGGCAAUCCAUCUCAUCAGUCCUCUGGGCACACGCUCUACCCUAUUGUUCCCCAGGCCAAAUGACUUCUCCACUGAGGGAUUCAAUGACUGGGCCUUCAUGACCACCCACUCAUGGGAUGAGGAUCCUCAAGGGGAAUGGACCUUGGAAAUAGAAAAUGUUGCAGCUACUAGCCGUGACUACGGAGUGCUGAGUCAGUUCACUCUCACUCUGUGGGGGACAGGCUACAACGUUGUCAGCCCUUUGUUGUCGGACUUCCCUCGGCCUUCCAACAACAGCUGCAAGACGUUUGAUGCCCAGCAGAUCUGCAUCGAAUGUAGCCCAGGCUUCUCCCUCUUCCUCCAAGGCUGCGUCAAGUUAUGCCCUCCCGGUUUUACGUCGGGGCCACAGCUCCUUAAUCUCUCUCUGGAGAACUGGGUGGACUUAUCUUCAGUACAAGCCUGCCUGCCCUGUCAUCCCACCUGUCUCACCUGCUCUGCCACGGGGCCCGCAGACUGUCUAUCCUGCCCGCUUCACAGCCGCCUGGUCCUCACUUCCUGUUCGCACCAGAACCAGGUCCAGCGCAAAUCUCCUCUUGCUGGCGGAGAGCCCAGACAAGAGGAUCCAGCAACAGAUGAUGAUAAAAGCGGCGGAGGCGGGGAAUCUACUGACCCGCGCUCGUCUUCUCAGCUACCCGCCGUCGUGGCUGUGCUCAGCUGUGCCUUCAUCCUGGUGGCCUUUGCGGGUGUUUUUCUCACACUGCAGCUGCGCUCGGGUGGCUGGAGAGCCAAAUUGCCCGACAGACGAGUGGACUUUGGUUUUGGCCUAGGCCGAGGACAGAAGAGGAAGGCUCGCAUAUGCUACAAAGGGAUCCCCACCGUGUGGGGGGAUGAGGACAUGACCGCCUACGAGUCUGAAUCAGACAGUGAGGAAGUUGGGGGUCGGAGCGAAAGGACAGCUUUCAUCAAGACGCAGAGUGUUAUCUAGUCGACGCCUGGAUUUCCUUUUCCAGGGUUCCUCGGUUCACUACAGAAUUCCGCAAUCUGAAUUUGUAAGUCAAAUUAUGUCAUAAUUGAUCACUAACCUAUGCUGAUCUGGUAGCGAGGUCAGAAGUACAGUUUGAAAAAGACUUGGAGGCCAAAAGUACAGGGUGUUCCUAAACCUAUGACAUCAAUUGAAAUAUGUAAAUCUAGGGUUUUUCGUGCACUUGCAUGAGUUAUCUCCAUGCUUUGUCCUGUUUUCCCAAAACAUGUAGGUGAGGUCAACUCAACUCAAAACUCAUAUAACAGUGGGAAUUUGCAGAGGUGGGCACAUCAAUCUGUCAGUCAUCCUUCUAACAUUAAUUCAGGCUGGCCCACUGCGUCCAUCAGUGGCCGCGAGAGUCAAAAACGUGUUUACUCCGACGCACACAGGCGCAACCAAAGCAGACUUGAAUAAUACGAAAGAAAUAAAUUGGUGGUGUGUUUACUUUCGGUCCUGCAAUUACUUUUUCCCAUAUUGUUUUCAAUUGUCAUGCUGUGUGUGUGCGCAUAUUGGUGCAUAUGUAUACAAAUAUACACAUGCGCGUGUGUGUGCGCGUGUGCGUGUGUGCGUGUGUGUGUGUGUGUGUGUGUGUGUGUGUGUGCGUGUGUGUGUCCGCGCGCGUGCGUGCGUGUGCAUGUGAAAUAGUAAGUAUGUCCUUGACAUGGAUUGGCUGUCGACUGGGCCGGCCUGAAAUAAUGAUGGAAGGAUGACUGACAGACUGACACGCCAUCCUCUGCAAAUCUGAAUGUGUGUCUGAAACUAACGAUUACUGUUUGUAAAGUGUAGAUUAAUCUGGCCAUCAUUAUUUUGUUGAUUAAUCAAUGAAUCAGAUUUUUUUUAUGCUUAAAUUUCCAUCAAAAACAGAAGAAUAUAGAUGUAGCGAUAUAUUGAUAGACAUAUAUAUAGAUAUAUAUAUUGAUAGAUAGAUACAGUAGAUAAAAAUGGACAGGGCAAUAUAUAUAUAUAUAUAUAUAUAUAUGAUUUCAUCACUGGUUUAAACGGUCACAUAUAAAAUGGACAAAAAUGUUGAUCGGUAUUUUCCGAAGUAAAAGUAUUCAACACAAUUUUAAUCACUACGAUUUGAAAGCGGGCUGAAGAAAUGGAAAAUAUUUACUGUUGAGACACUGCAAUUCUGAAUAUCCAUCCAUCCAUCCAUUUUCCGAAUCGCUUAAUCCUCACUAGUGUCACGGGGGGGUGCUGGACCCUAUCCCAGCUGUUUUCGGGCAGUAGGCGGGAGACACCCUGAACCGGUUGCCAGCCAAUCGCAGGGCACACAGAGACGAACAACCAUCCACUCUCACACUCACACGUAGGGACAAUUUAGAGUGUUCAAUCAGCCUGCCAAUCAUGUUUUUGGAACGCGGGAGAAAACCGGAGCACCCGGAGAAAACCCACGCAGGCCCGGGGAGAACAUGCAAACUACACAGGGAGGCCGGAGCUGGAAUUGAACCUCUGCACUGUGAAGUCGACGUGCUAACCACUGGACUACCGAGCCGCCCCAAUUCUGAAUAUUUGGUCACUUAAGAGAUUUUACUGUCAAACCAGAACAGUCUACUGCGUGCAACACCUGCUACGGUGCACAUCUGAAUGUCCUGCGUGCUGCUUUGCUUGAUUGUGCUUGAGCUUAUUCUAACACAAAAAUGCCUUUUCCUUGAUUGUCAAUGUCACAAUUCACCCUGAAAAAGUGACAUUAAAAUCAAUUAUUUUGAAACGUAAACAUUUAGUCAAACAUUCAACUUUUUUUGUCGUGAUAAGUUGAGCUAGAAUUGGCUAUGUUGAUGUAUGGGGGGAAAAAACAAACAAAUGGAACACCCUGUAUGAUACAAUCAAGUGGGAACUGCUCGUGCCUUUCUUGUGCUGCGUGACAACAUGUUCUUACGCCACCGCGCAAACUGAUUUGGUCAUAUCCUCAAAACCGUGCUUUGUCAAGAACCGAGGACCCCCGUAACAGUUUCAGACCCCAACUCAAUGCCAACUCCUGAUCGAAUUUGGGGGAAAUAAAACGCAGGCCUUCUUGUCCCACCAAAUGCAUCCCAUUUUUUUCAUUGUGUAUUUAUUACCAUUUGUAAUUGUAUGACUUGUUUAAAUACAAAAUCACCUCUCCAUAUAAUGGUGAGGUUGAUUAUGGUGCCGUGUCAAACUCAAGACCUGCGGGCCGGAUCUAACCUGCCAUGUCAUCUUACGUGGCUGGCAAAAGCUUGCCGCAAUUUUUUUCUUGAUCUUUUUAAACAAGAUGAUGAUGACGAUCGAUGUUCCUGCACAGAACAUGUUAGGUAAGGCACAAGAAGUGGAGCUGCCUCGCGCUCUAGCCAAAGAUUCGUCUGUAAACACGCGUCAUGCAUCAUGCAGAUCACCUUCUGGCUAGUGGAUGUCAUGGCUUGUUAAUAUUAAAAAUGAUUUCAUGUGUUCUAGUUGGAGAAAAAAAUGUCACACCCCUGGUCGAGCCGCCAUUUAAACAGAACGGCCACCUCGAACAAAGGCGCAGAAUGGCUGGAGGCUUAACCGAGGAAGCCAAAAACAUUUUCUCCAUGUUUGCCGACGAUUAAGGUGCUUUAUCAUCGAGAUAUUUUUGCUCUUGAUUUCCAGCCUGAAGCGGUGUUGAUUUUAUUUAGAGAACAUCUCAGUGAAGGAGAGGACCCCUCAGCAAAUAGUUAUUUUUUGCUUCAGAGGUAAUAUGAUUAUCAGAGCCACACUGAAAAGAAAAAAGCCCAUGCAUCCAUUCCGUUCUAUACCACAAAGUCACGGGUGAGCCGGAGCCUAUUCUCGUGUACACACUGGACUUGGAGCAGGGCACACCUUGACAAGCAACUAAUCACAUCACAUUUACACCGACAAACACUUGAGAGCUUUCAAUGUAACUAACGUGAAGGCUUUGAGAAUGUGGAAGAAUGCCAUAGAAAAACAUGCCGACACCACACAGCAAAUCUGACUUGACAUUCGAACCCAAACCUCAGAAGUGGCGACAGUGCGGCACCUCACAUAAAACCAUCCAUCCAUUUUCUAAUCCGCUUAUCCUCACGGGGGUUAGAGAGUUUUUAGAAUGAGGGAGGAAACCGGGGUACCUGGAGAAAACCCAUGCAGGCACGGGGAGAACAUGCAAACACCAUACAUGAAGGCCAAAGCCAGAAUUAAACCCUUCACCCCUGCGCUGUGAGGCCGACGUGCUCACCAGUUGACUUCCGUGCCGCCCUCUCACAUAAAACAUUCUCUUGAAAUCUAAAAAAAAAUGUUCUUAUUGUUUUUCACUGAAUUAAUUGUGGGGGGGUUUCAGUUACAGUCUGGCCCUAACUUCUUCGUACAGCAGAGAGGACAUUGACUUCAUCUGAUUGAAAUAAAAUUAAGUCUUUUCAUGUUAUUGUAUUUUUAUGUUUGUUUUACUUUUUUUCUAUUUACCUUGCAGUGGAUAAUAUUGUGGAGAUCAAUUUCAUGCUGGAAUAAACUGGCGUUGGUGUUUGCAAA
This is a messenger RNA of Hippocampus zosterae (dwarf seahorse), 6256 nucleotides long. RefSeq names its product furin (paired basic amino acid cleaving enzyme) b (gene furinb). The coding region runs from base 299 to 2761 and encodes 820 amino acids. Gene Ontology annotation, biological process: peptide hormone processing. The transcript is spliced from 16 exons. Gene Ontology annotation, molecular function: serine-type endopeptidase activity. Gene Ontology annotation, cellular component: Golgi membrane; trans-Golgi network. The record is from RefSeq and is a predicted model, not a curated record. Lineage: Eukaryota; Metazoa; Chordata; Actinopteri; Syngnathiformes; Syngnathidae.